AUGCUGCACCUGGCCAUCUUCUUCAUGUUCCUGCUGAGCUCUGCUCUAGCUCUGCCUACUCGGGCCAGGCUGUGGAGCAGGGGUAACGGCUGCAUCAUUGGAGGAUCGUCUGCCAACAUAGCCAACUACCUGUGGCAACUGUCUUUCCAGUACGGCGGUUGGCACACCUGUGGAGCAUCCAUCAUCAAUGCCAACAGAGAGCUGACAGAUUCUCACUUGGUGGAUGGCCUCAGCGUCUUUCUGAUCAGUUUCCGAGCUGGCACUUCGACCCACGGAAGCGGUGGUUUCGUCAAAAGAGCCAUCUCUGGCUACAUGCACUCAUCGUACAACGACCACAUUGUAGACUACGAUGUUGCUGUUGUUCAGGUUUGUGUUAUUUGCCUGAAAUCGAUUUGUCAUAACUUCUCAACACUGCCUAGAUCACCUGGAUUACGACGUUGA
Schistocerca gregaria is the source of this 441-nucleotide messenger RNA. RefSeq names its product trypsin alpha-like. Gene Ontology annotation, biological process: proteolysis. Bases 1 to 441 code for a protein of 146 amino acids. Lineage: Eukaryota; Metazoa; Arthropoda; Insecta; Orthoptera; Acrididae. The transcript has a single exon. Gene Ontology annotation, molecular function: serine-type endopeptidase activity. The record is from RefSeq and is a predicted model, not a curated record.